Molecule: messenger RNA, 1059 nt
Organism: Rosa rugosa (rugosa rose)
Lineage: Eukaryota; Viridiplantae; Streptophyta; Magnoliopsida; Rosales; Rosaceae
Product: 3'-5' exonuclease-like
Exons: 2
Coding region: 196-819 (207 amino acids)
Biological process (GO): nucleobase-containing compound metabolic process
Cellular component (GO): cytoplasm; nucleus
Molecular function (GO): 3'-5' exonuclease activity; nucleic acid binding
Source: RefSeq, a predicted model, not a curated record
AAAAAAGGCAGCAAAAUGUCUCGGGGGUCAGUAUCUAGUAAACCCGUUUCAAAGUCACGAUGAGUCAACGACACUUUGCUUGCUCUCUCCAAAAGCAAGAAACCACGGCACUGUAAUCCAACUUCAACCCAAUUUUCUGUACUAGUUGGUUCAAAACAUCAAGUUUCUUAUAUUUAUCUUGUUUUGAAGACCAGAAUGGCCAUCAGCAUAGUAGACCACGAAUUGCCAUACGACACCCACAAUCUCUACGAUGUAACAUUUUACGAUGAUCAAAUCCACACCCUAGUCACUCACAGCGCACCCAUGGUGGAAUCCUGGCUCUCUGAAAUCAUGCCCAUAAUCAAUGAAAACCCAAUUGUAGGCCUGGACGUGGAGUGGCGUCCUAAUUUUAACAGCAACAGCGACCACCCAAUUGCGACCUUGCAGCUUUGUGUGGACCAUCGUUGCCUCAUCUUCCAACUCAUCCACGCCCAGAACAUCCCACAAUCACUCUUUGAUUUUCUUGCUAAUGGCAGUUACAAAUUUGUGGGUGCUGGGAUCCAGAAUGAUACAGAGAAGCUCCUUCUGGACUAUGACUUGAAGGUGACCAAUACUGUUAAUCUUGGGGCUUUGGCAGCGACUAAAUUGGGUAAGGAGUUGAAGAAUGCUGGGUUGAAGGGCCUGUCUAAAGAGGUGCUUAGGAAGGAGCUCCAGAAGCCUAAAAAGGUGACAUUGAGUAGGUGGGAUAAUGAGUGGCUCACUUUUAAUCAGGUUCAGUAUGCUUGUAUUGAUGCUUUUAUUUCCUCUGAGAUUGGGAGGCAGUUAACUGCCAUGGCUUGAUUGCCAAUGAAUGGUUUCUGAGAUUUGGUCAGCAGGAAGUUUCAUCUCUAACCAGAUUUAGAAUAAUAAUUCAUCGACUGGCCUUCUAUAUUUUCGGUUUUAGAGUUGUGGCAGCAUAAUUUUUUAGGAUUAGCAUGCUGGUGGUGUUAUUAAACAAGCUUUGGUGUUAUGGAACACUUUUCUUAUCACAUGUUAUUGAGAGUGCUACUGCUAUCAGUGUGAUUUUAUUUCUUGCCGAUA